CAAGAUCGAGCCGAUGGAUACCGCCAAGUUGAGCGACUACAGCGAGGCCAAGACGCACUUGGAGCAGCUGCAGCAGACGCUCACGCACCUGGAUCACUCCCACUCGCAUCCGCAUCCGCAUCAUCAUCAUCCCCACCACCACGCCCACUUGGGACUGUACCAUGGGGCGCCCAACACAUCGACGAUAACCACCGACUCGGUGGUUUCCUGUGUCAGUUCCACUCUGCCGGCGGUGGCCAAGGCCAUUUCCUCUUCCUGCGCCAACCUGGAGACGGAACGCAAGAAGCCAUGUCAUGCCAGCGACCUGGAUGCAGCCGGGCAUGGUCUCAUGGAGGCCAUUUGCAUUGGCCAGAAGGCAUCGCCGGUGCCGGUGGCGCCGCCGCCUCCUUGCUGUUUGACUCUGAGCGGAAGCUCCACGCCUCCGGCUCCCAUAGCCACAGCGGCGCUGAUGAAUGCUUCUUCUGGAUCCUCCAGCUCAAGCGGAGCAAGUGCCUCACUUUGCAAUGAUCUCACUAGGGAAUCCUCCUGGUAUGCCCAUCAUCAUCAUCACCACCAUCACCAUCAUCACCAGCAGUUGGCCGAUGAGCUGGUUAUGUAUGCCACGCCCACUCCCGCUCCGUCAAUCGGGAAGUUCGGCCUGGACACUUCCACCGAGGGUUACUUGAACGCAAGGUACAAUGUGAAUGUCAAAGGCGUGCGCCACGAGAGAACAUCUACUUUCUUCGACAUACCCGCUGUGACGCACCCACACUCGCAUCCCCAUCCGCAUCCGUAUUGCUACAGAUUCCCAUCAUCGCCACCCGCGGGCAUUCUGAAAAAGAGCGACGAAGAGACGGCCACCGCAGCAGCUGCUGCUGCCGCCGCCGCCGCUGCUGCUGCAGCCGCAGCUGCCUACUGCAGUGAUGUCUCCUCCGGCCAGCACUUUCCACACCACACGAAGAUCGAGCAUGCGGACUCCACCACAACGGCCGCCCAGCAGCAGCAACAGCAGCAGCAGCAACAACAGCAGCAGCAACAGCAACAACAGCAGCAACAGCAUCAUCAUCACCAGCAACAUCAGCAGCUUCAACAGCAGCAACUGCAACACGCCGCUGCCUUGCAUCCGCAUCACCAUCACCAUCCCGGACACCACCACCAGCAGGCAGCAGCUGAGCAGCACUUGACCCACCUGACACCCUUACAUGCCGCCUCCGCCUUUAAGUUUAGCCACACAGCGGUCAUAUCCAGCUCGGCGGUAUACGCCACGCCCUCGCACUACGCCCACCAACAACAGACGCAGACGCAGUCCGUCUACCGGGAGCUCUCACCCAGCUCUGUGGCAGCGGCAGUGAGCGAUGCAGAUUUAAAGUACGAUAGCAGUCCUUACAACGCUACCAUUUCGUCCACCUAUCCCACGGCCCUGCGACCCAAUGUAGUGGACUCAACCACUUCCAGCGAUGCGGAGCUGCGCCUGGAUCAGUUCUAUGCCAGCAACGGUAUUUCCACCAGCAGCAAUGGCCAGACGAUCAGCCAGCGGCGAGGGUCACUGCAGCUAUGGCAGUUUCUGGUGGCCCUACUGGAUGAGCCCACAACCAGUGCCAGCUGCAUUGCCUGGACUGGGCGUGGCAUGGAGUUCAAGCUAAUCGAACCGGAGGAAGUGGCCCGGCGUUGGGGUCUCCAGAAGAACCGGCCGGCCAUGAACUACGACAAGCUGUCCCGCAGUCUCCGCUACUACUACGAGAAGGGCAUUAUGCAGAAGGUGAACGGUGAGAGGUAUGUGUACCGAUUCGUCUGCGAUCCGGAUGCCUUGUUCAACAUGGCCUAUGGCCACCUGACCACUGGAUCCACCGGUGGCAAGGGUGACCAGCAUCAGCACCAGCAGUUGACGCUAUCGUUGGCCAAGACGCCACCAACUUCGAGUGACUCGCAAACGCAUUCGCCGCGUGUGGCCAAGUCGGAUUAUUACGAUACCGCCGGAUUGCAUAAAUAUUAGCCAUAGUUGUCAUAUAUGUGGGCGGAGCGUGGAAAUGCGGCCGAGUGGGCGUGGCCGGGUCCCCUGUACAUUGUGUAAUCUAGUUGCGUGUGUGUUUGAAUUUGUAACAAAGGUUUCGCCACGAUGAGCUGCGUGAGGAGCCUAAAUAUUUAUUGAUUCCAAAGGUCGUCGCCGCUGGGCUCAUCAAAGCGAAAUAUAUACAUACACGAAUGGUACUGUAAGAUAUUACAUAUAUAUAGCACGCCUACAUAACAUAUAUAAAUCUGUGUAUAUAUACAACUUAAAAAGGGGGUUGUCCGCGAAAUUGCUAAGGGAUUUGAAAUCAAUGCAAAAAGGUGUUCAAAAAUAAUCAAGAUUUGAUUUUGUCACAAUUUUUCACAUACUUUCAGGCACCUUUCAAGGUGAUUUCAACUCCCUAGAAAUUUCCCUGGCCAUCCCUGAUAGAGGAGAACAUUAACAGGGUGUCUCCCACUAAUCGUAGUCUGCGUUGAGGUUGAGUUACUUAAAAAAUAAACUAUUAAGCCCCGCUUCCGUUUUCAAAACCAAUUGAAAAACCUUUAGAGAGUUUAGAUUGGUUUCGGAAACGAGAACAGGGUCAUAUGAAACGUUUCUGUUCGUUAAA
This is a messenger RNA of Drosophila kikkawai, 2594 nucleotides long. RefSeq names its product Ets96B (gene Ets96B). Gene Ontology annotation, cellular component: nucleus. Gene Ontology annotation, biological process: regulation of transcription by RNA polymerase II; cell differentiation. Gene Ontology annotation, molecular function: sequence-specific DNA binding; DNA-binding transcription factor activity, RNA polymerase II-specific. The record is from RefSeq and is a predicted model, not a curated record. NCBI's taxonomy places the organism in Eukaryota, Metazoa, Arthropoda, Insecta, Diptera, Drosophilidae.